CUGAUGCUCCACUUCCCAAAACUUCUGGACUUCGAUCGUGAUUCAAUGGGUACGAAGUACAUAUAUCCGUCGAGCUGGCGAUGACGUUUCUGCGAAUCAAUGCGGCGAACACCUUGAAGAGGAGUUUUGCUUCUCCAACUGCGAUACGACCCACCCGACUGUCCAAGCGAUCAACUUGUCCGGCAUGGCAAGCUCCGAAUCUAGCCGUACGAUCAAUAUCGUCGACGAAAAUUAGGGAGAAGAAGGUCGAAUUUACCCAGAAACAAGAGGCGGAAGCUGCAACUCCCACAAAAGAUGACAAUCGAGCGCAGGAUCGCAAAGUUCCCCGUAAGAAUGCUGCGAAGACGUCGUCGCUAAGGAGGGUAGCUGUUGAAGCUCAAAGAUCGAGAGGGAUCGUAAGAGGGAAAGGGAAUAAGCGAUUCGUAGACCCAGAUGCCGAGACCAAGAAUGUGACGGCGUAUUGUGCUGCGGAACAAUACAGCAUCUCUGCUGCUGCCCGGCUCAUCAGGGCUCAGGGAUAUGAAAUCGAUCCAUUGCAGACUGGGCUUUAUCCUCAAGUAAUUCACAUCACAACAACAGAAAGGCCGUCCGAGGUCAAGGAUUUCCAAUCGGGCGACAUCUUCAUCUUCCCCUCCGGGACGGUCGUAACAUGGAAUGUUCGAGAAAGAGAAGCUUUACAUCUGGUGAACAAGAUACUCCCGGCGGCUGCAGAAGGAUCGCAUCUGGACCUCCUAGAGACGGAAGAUCUAGACUAUCUCGAGGACCCCUCCAGCGAAAGCAGUGAGAUUAUUGGAGAUACAAUCAUUCUGGGCACAAGAGCUGAAGCCAACAUUCCCGAGUCCAAUGAAAACGUGAGCGAAGAAACAGAUCAACGCCAUGAGGUGGAUACUGUGCUGGCAAAGAUCGCGUUCUCUUCUGGGCUGGCCCGAUCCACCAAACUGGCAGUAUUGGAAAGUCUUCUCAGCGCCUAUCAAGAUUCCACUCGAUUAAUCCCCACGAUGCUGGCGAAAGGCGAGAGCAUCUCACUUGGACGGAAAAACGUUCCAUUUACGAGGUCCUUCAUCCUACGCAAGACAGGCGAGUUAUUAAGCAUACGAGCGCAACUAAACCUCUAUUCUGAGCUCACUGACUCCAUGCCUGACAUCUUCUGGGACAGCCGCCACGAAUUGGGGCUUGGCGAGUACUACGACCAGGUCGGACGUGCCCUUGAUGUUGGCGUCCGCAUCAAAGUGUUGAACGAAAAAAUUGGGUUCGCACAGGAGAUCGCAAGCGUGCUACGGGAGUCCCUUAGUGAGAAGCAUGGACUCCGCCUCGAAUGGGCCAUCAUCGCCCUCAUCGCCGUCGAAGUGGUCCUUGAAUUUUACCGCCAUUGGAAGGACUCCGAGGAGAGGGACGACCCGCAGAGUACUGAGUCCCUCCUCCGUCAAUACCUUCAAAGAGUCACUCAGGAGACAAAGUGAGAGAUCAAAAUAUUUGUACUCGUUAGAACCCAGAUUCCUUUAUAUUGAUACCCCACUCAAUGCAGAAUUAUCCCC
Messenger RNA from Aaosphaeria arxii CBS 175.79, 1535 nucleotides. Its product is annotated as DUF155-domain-containing protein. Bases 81 to 1460 code for a protein of 459 amino acids. The transcript has 2 exons. The record is from RefSeq and is a predicted model, not a curated record. NCBI's taxonomy places the organism in Eukaryota, Fungi, Ascomycota, Dothideomycetes, Pleosporales. Gene Ontology annotation, biological process: positive regulation of mitochondrial translation.